Helianthus annuus (common sunflower) is the source of this 702-nucleotide messenger RNA. RefSeq names its product GPI-anchored protein LLG1. Lineage: Eukaryota; Viridiplantae; Streptophyta; Magnoliopsida; Asterales; Asteraceae. The transcript has 3 exons. Bases 76 to 576 code for a protein of 166 amino acids. The record is from RefSeq and is a predicted model, not a curated record.
AGUCACUUUUACAUUUUCCAGAACUUUUUUUAGCAGGAUUUCAGUGUGAAGUUGUCGUCCCCCAUUUUGGUUGCUAUGAGGAUGGCAAUGUUGUGGUUUCUGGUGCUUGUAGGCUGCCUUCACUCGUCUCCAAUUCCCCAAUCAGAUGAUACCUCCUCUCCACCUUCAAUCGGACGAACCCUUCUUCAGCUUAAGAAACCAUGCCCUGUAAACUUCGAGUUUAUGAAUUACACAAUCAUCACUAGCCGUUGCAGAGGACCACGCUACCCUGCUGAUCUCUGUUGCCCAGCUUUCAAAGAGUUUGCUUGUCCUUAUUCACGUGAAUUGAACGAUCUGUCAAACGAUUGUUCAACGAUAAUGUUUAGCUACAUCAACCACUAUGGGAAUUAUCCACCUGGUGUGUUUUCGAGCUUGUGUCACGACGAUGAUGUUGGGCUUGUUUGUGACUCGGUGCCACCUGGACCGGCCACGGGUGGGGUGGCAGAUGAUUCUGGUGUUGGUCGGAUUAUCCGUAACGGGUACUUGCAACUAGUUGUAACUACAUGUUUUCAGGUCUUGUUGUUCUGGUGGAUUUGAAGGAAAGAGUUUGAUGAUUUAACGGGUAUCAAUUGUUUUAAUAAUAAGUAAAUUCGAAUAAUAAGUAGUUAAAUUUUAACUAGUCGAAACGGGUUGUUUUAACGAGUAUCAAUUGUUUUUGGUUAA